Molecule: messenger RNA, 624 nt
Organism: Rotaria socialis
Lineage: Eukaryota; Metazoa; Rotifera; Eurotatoria; Philodinida; Philodinidae
Source: the annotation of a GenBank genome assembly
AUGUCUAUUAUACCGAAUAUCGUUGUUGUUUUGAUUAUUGUUCAAUUACACCAUACUUUGAUAUGGUCAACAAAAAUCAAUUAUGCUCAAAAUGAAAUUUCCUCUAAAUUGAAUGGUCUUUCAUCAAAUAUUCGAAAGAGUAAAGCAGAUCUUCGUAUUGGUUCGACAAAUUUGUUCGAUACACAUUCAUCAAUAUUUCCAUCAUCGUUAACUACUAUCGAUCCGACAGUAACUGACGGAACCGCUAGUUCAUCAUAUGAAACUCAAUCAAAAGAAACAAGUUCGCCUAUGGAUGUAGAAUCAAGUCUAACAACUCCUAACAUAACAUCCGUUGGAGUGGGCACUAUUGCUAGUAUUACAACUACGAUAGACACUUAUGGGACUGCAGAAAUAACCCAAAAUACUUCAAUCGAUAUGGCAACAACGAUAAAUUCAAAUGUUACAUCGGACGACCAUCAAACUACUAUGCAAUCACUACCAACAUCCGAAAGGAAUUUAGCCUUAAUCCUUGGUCUCACUCUUGGCCUGGCACUUCCAAUAUGUCUUGUCAUAAUUGGUAGUUCGGUAUAUUAUUUCAAAGUAUACCGACCGAAACAUUCUCUAGUUGGUAUCAUCAAUACUUAA